CCUAAUGAAUAAUUAAUCGUAUCCCAAUGUUGUUCUCCUGACAGACGAAAAAAACAAGCUUCACUUCUAACUUGAAGGUUGAAAAUAAUGGCGACGGCGAUAUACCUCGAACACUAUCUCGAUAGCAUUGAAAAUUUGCCGUGUGAGCUACAGAGGAACUUCACCCUGAUGCGGGAGCUGGACAACAGAACAGAGGAAAAGAAGGGAGAGAUCGAUAAACUCGCCGAAGAGUACAUCACAAACGUCCGGAACCUUGCUUCUGAGCAGAGGGUGGAGCAUCUGCAGAAGAUUCAGAGCGCCUACAGCAAAUGUAAAGAAUACAGCGAUGACAAAGUGCAGCUUGCCAUGCAGACAUAUGAAAUGGUUGACAAGCACAUCCGAAGGCUGGACGCAGACCUGGCCCGGUUUGAGAAUGAGCUUAAGGAGAAGCUGGAUGUCAGCGGUUAUGAGAGUCCUGAGAGUAGAGCACUAAAAAAAGGAGGUGGUAGAGGGCUUAAGGAAAAGCGAGGAUCCAAAGGCAGAGGAAGGAAAUGCUCAGAUGAUGAUUCACCACGAAAGAAGAAAAUAAAAAACAGUCCCGAUUUUCAGGAAUCCCUGUUGCCGGUGCACCCAUCAGAUGUCCUGGACAUGCCAGUGGACCCCAACGAGCCUACAUACUGUCUGUGCCAUCAAGUGUCAUAUGGAGAAAUGAUUGGAUGCGACAACCCAGAUUGUCCAAUCGAAUGGUUUCACUUUGCGUGCGUGGAUCUCACAACAAAGCCCAAAGGAAAAUGGUUUUGUCCACGGUGCACCCAGGAUCGGAAGAAAAAAUAAGAUUUUUAUCUCUAUGACUUUUGUAUGUAACUGUGUGUAUAUAUGUGUAUGUAUGUGUAUAUAUAUAUAUAUAUAUAUAUAUAUAUAUAUAUAUAUAUAUAUAUAUAUAUAUAAUACACAGUUACAUGCAAAAUAUAUAUACUAUUAUAUGUAUUUUGUCUAUGUGGUAAAAUAGGAUAUUAUGUACAGUAUAUAUAUAUCUGUUUCUAUAUGACUAUGAUAAAGGAAAAGAGGGUCACAAUGAAAAACCAUUUAUUUUUUAA
Silurus meridionalis is the source of this 1076-nucleotide messenger RNA. It is a transcript of the gene ing5a, whose product is annotated as inhibitor of growth family, member 5a. The record is from RefSeq and is a predicted model, not a curated record. Gene Ontology annotation, cellular component: nucleus. Gene Ontology annotation, biological process: positive regulation of DNA-templated transcription; positive regulation of apoptotic signaling pathway. Gene Ontology annotation, molecular function: chromatin binding. The transcript has 8 exons. NCBI's taxonomy places the organism in Eukaryota, Metazoa, Chordata, Actinopteri, Siluriformes, Siluridae. Bases 88 to 813 code for a protein of 241 amino acids.